CCUUCUACCCACCCACUUCCUGGAUCCAAUUAGGAUCACUCUCCUGCUGCCCUCUGGCCAUGCUGUAUCACAGUGAGCAGAGUUUUUAAAUAACCUCUCACUGUACGGGACCUAGUUGCUGAUUAGGAGUCAGAGAACUGUCAUGCAAUAAAGGGGGCCGUGUGAUUUCUUUUUUCAGAGUCUCGUUAACCAGUGUGUGGGAUCAGAAGCACAGUUUGUGACUGGUCAGUGAGUUUAACUUCAGUGUUAACCACCAGUUUGGGGAGCAUCUGCUCUCCCUUUUUCAGCCUGCUCUGACCUUGGCAUUUUCAGUGAGGACUGCCCCAGGCACACUAGGUCACACUAAGCACUGAAGAUAAAUUAAUAGAAUGUUUUUGAUGAUCAGGUUGUAUGAAAUCAACUGAACUCCUUUGUUUUCUUUCAUCUGAGCGGAGUUUCUGGUUUUCCAACGUGAUAUGAUCUCCCAGCUGGAACAAGGGGAAGAGCCAUGGGUCCCAGAGCUCCAGGGUUCAGAGGAAAGAGAGAUCCUGAGAUCUCCCCGCACAGAUGAGGAAACAUUAAACCAACUCAGAAUUUCAGGUGAUGCAAUGACGUGUGAGGGUCAGCACAGACCAGAAAAAGAGCAGGGAAACCAGCCAGGGGAGAAAAUGGAUAAAUUUAUUUCCUGUCAGGGAACUCAGAAGGGCCUUAAGGAAACCAGAAUACAGCAGGAAAUCUGCAGGGAAAAGCAAAAAAAUACAUGUGCUGAGUGUGGGAAAAACUUCACUUACAGAUCAGGCCUUUCUCAACAUCAGAGAAUCCACACAGGGGAGAGGCCCUGUGAAUGCAAUGAGUGCGGGAAAACUUUCAGUCGCAGCUCGCACCUUAUUGGGCAUCAGAGAAUCCACACAGGGGAGCGCUCCUAUGAAUGCACUGAGUGCGGGAAAACCUUCAAUCGCAGCUCUCACCUUAUUCAGCAUCAGAGAAUCCACACGAGCAAGAAGCCCCGCGAAUGCCGUCAGCAGGCCUGCACAACUUGUAAA
Molecule: messenger RNA, 1022 nt
Organism: Gopherus flavomarginatus (Mexican gopher tortoise)
Lineage: Eukaryota; Metazoa; Chordata; Testudines; Testudinidae
Product: zinc finger protein with KRAB and SCAN domains 1-like
Exons: 2
Biological process (GO): regulation of transcription by RNA polymerase II
Molecular function (GO): RNA polymerase II cis-regulatory region sequence-specific DNA binding; DNA-binding transcription factor activity, RNA polymerase II-specific
Source: RefSeq, a predicted model, not a curated record